This is a messenger RNA of Rubroshorea leprosula, 2197 nucleotides long. NCBI's taxonomy places the organism in Eukaryota, Viridiplantae, Streptophyta, Magnoliopsida, Malvales, Dipterocarpaceae. The record is from the annotation of a GenBank genome assembly.
CUGAGUAUAAUCGUGUUCUUGCUAUAUGUGGUCCGGGAAAUAAUGGUGGUGAUGGGUUGGUUGCUGCUCGUCACCUGUAUCAUUUUGGGUAUAAGCCAUUUGUUGCUAUCCAAAACUUACUCCCAAGCCUCUUUAUAAUAGUCUGGUGACUCAGCUGGAAUCAUUGUCAAUCCCAUUCUUGUCAGUGGAUGAUCUGCUUGGGGACUUGUCCAAGGACUUUGACAUUUUACUAGAUGCAAUGUUUGGGUUCUCAUUUCAUGGUACACCCAGGCCUCCUUUUGAUGAUCUGAUCCAAGCGCUGAUUUGCUUGCACAAUGAUGACCAAACACAGCAAAAAUCCCCUGUUAUUGUAUCUGUAGAUAUACCAUCCGGUUGGCAUGUUGAGGAAGGAGAUGUUACUGGCAAAGGAAUUAAGCCUGACAUGUUGGUGGUAGAUUUGUCCCCCCAUCUAUUGCAGGGAAAUUUAAGCUUCAUCUCCCCGCAUAUCCUGGCGCAUCUAUGUGUGUCCAAAUUGGAAAGUCACUACAAAUUAACAUAUCAGCUCUUAGAGAGAACUAUGUCUUUCCAGCACUCCUUGAGGAGCAGCUAAAGGCCAAUCCGAUUGAUCAGUUUCCUAAAUGGUUUGAUGAUGCAGUGGCUGCCGGCUUGCAGGAACCAAAUGCCAUGUCUUUGUCAACAACCAGCAAGGAUGGAGAUCCGUAGGCUUCUUUGCUUUAUUUUAUUCAUUCAUGUUGUUUAAGCGAAUGUGUGAAGUAUAACAAUGGAUGGUUGAGCUUGGUUCUAAAACUAUCCAUAGUUUGUACUUUCUGUCUUGAAUAUUUCAGAAUAUCCUCAUAGAGUAGAUAUGGUGGUAUGAUAACAUUUAAAGACUAAUUAGAUUAUCUCGGCAAACUUGUUUUUCAGUUUAAAUCUUACUGAUUACAAUACACUCAUACAUGGAUUUAUUUGAUUUCUCAUCUCUUUUGAACCUUCUUAUUGUCUCUUACAGCUCAUCAAGAAUGGUACUGCUGAAAGGAGUUGAUAAGGAUGGUUUUGUCUGGUUAUUGUUAUUUUAACUUUGUUAUGGAAGAAUAUGAAGUUAACACUUAACUGUGCUUUUCUGUGGCUAUAUGUUGUUUGUAAUCAUUCUGGUUUAAUUACUCUUAGCAGGUACACAAAUUAUGAAACUCAAAAGGCUCGUCAGUUAUCAGAAAAUCCUAAUGUAUCAGUUCUUUUUUACUGGCAAGGCCUUCACCGGCAGGUGAGGGUGGAAGGAUCUGUACAGAAAGUUUCUGAUGAAGAAUCUGAGCAGUAUUUCCACAGCUGUCCUCAAGGAAGUCAACUUGGAGCAAUAGUUAGCCAGCAGAGUACUGUGAUUCCUGGGAGACUUUUUCUAUAUCAGCAAUACGAAGAAUUAGAGGAAAAAUACUCAGAUGGAAGUUUGAUUCCAAAACCUAAGUACUGGGGUGGAUACAGACUUAAACCAGAGCUUUUUGAGUUUUGGCAAGGGCAGCCAUCACGUUUGCAUGACAGGUUGCAAUAUUCUCCUCAAGAGGUCAGCGAGAAACACACGUGGAAAAUUUCUCGAUUGGCACCCUGACUAGUAUUUCCAGCUUCUUCAUUGUGAAGAUCACCACCUAUGGUACCUUGCUGUUUCAUAUAGCUUAUUUUUGGUAUAUUUGGGAGGCUAAGAAGGAGGACGUUAUGGAAACCUCGGACCUCUCCUUCUGUACGGGCUGAUGGGUGGUUUGGUUAAACAGCAAGUUUAUGCUAACUAAAUGACAACUAACUUUUCAGGACCAAGUCUGUUGGCUGUAUUAUGAGGUGAAGAUUAAUCUAAUUUGAAAUUGAAAGUUGAAACCCGAUCCAACACAAAAUAAGGGAUUUUGCAUCUCAUAUUUGUUGAGGCUGGAGAGUGUGAGUGAAUUGCAUGGAUCGAGUUCCUAAAGACGCCCAGGCUUGAGACAUACACAACUGCAAGUAUUCAGCCUUUUUUUUCUUCCUUCGUGUCCAAUAAUGAUUUAUUCUUUUCUUUGUAAAGGAAUUCAUUUCGUGGAUUUUGUUAAGUGCAGCAAUCAUAUCUAACACCUUUAUUAUUAAUUAGUUAACUCUUCUCUGCUCUUGUUGCAAUUGUGUCUUGCAUGAGAAAGAUCUGCAGUAGCUGAUGAAGCUCUUUUCUGUCAAGCUUUGCAUAGGAUAAUAAAUAAUCUUUGACAAG